Rotaria sp. Silwood1 is the source of this 990-nucleotide messenger RNA. The record is from the annotation of a GenBank genome assembly. NCBI's taxonomy places the organism in Eukaryota, Metazoa, Rotifera, Eurotatoria, Philodinida, Philodinidae.
AUGCAACCAUUAUUUAAUAUGUUCUUUAUCUGUAUUAAUACAGUCAUUGUCUUCAUUGAAUUUUUUGUACACUGUAGUGCACAUUCUACAAUUAUACAUCUUAACAAAACAAUUGAUUAUUAUAUUAAUACAACAAAAGAAACUCUUGAUUUGACAAUUUCUUAUGAAUUACCAUUAGAAAAUUGUUCUCAAUUUUUUUUAACAUUAGUAGAUCUCAUUUCAUUCUAUUCAUCAAAUAUAACAAUUCUACAAGAAAGUAUAACAACAUUAAAAUUAAUUAAUUUAUGUAUAAAUAUUAAUAUAAAAAGUAUACAAAAAUUAAAAAGUCUUCGUCGUAUAUUUUUUCAAAAUUGUACUAUUCAUUUUAUGGCAAGACAAUACAAAGAAGAUUAUGAUUUUUAUCCAAAAAAUUUAUCCCGAUGGUCAUUUAAUCAAGGUCGUACAGAUUCAUUUGAUCAAUUUAUUAUAAUGAUUAAUCAAUUAGGUCCAUUAAAAUUUGAUUUAAAACUAUCGAAUUGUUUUAAACCAAUUUUUUCUUUUAAUCAUUUUAUUCCACUUGAUACACAAUUGAUUUUUCUUGAUAUAACAUGUCAAUAUUUUCAAAUCGAUGAGCCAUAUAAUAUUAAAACACGAACAGCAAUAUUUCUUACACCAACAUUAAUUAUUAAUACUCAAUCAAGUCCUUGUCCAUCAAUUCAUAAAUAUUAUUGGUUAAGUUUAAAACGUAGUCAUACAAAAUUAUUUUCUUUACGAACAUUUAUAUGUGAAAAUCGUCUUAUUCAACUUAAUUUUGAUAUAAAUCAAACAACAAUUAUAAAGACAAAAAUUACCAUUACAACUCAAAUAACGUUUAUACAAUCAACUAUUUUUAACAAAUGGAAAGUACCAGUUAUAAUUAAUUUUUCUGUUGUUCUCAUAUCAAUUAUUAUGUUAUGUGUAGCAUUUUCUGUUUUUUGUAUUCGUAUUUUAAGGAAUAAAAAAUCAAUAUAG